UGCGCGAGGGCAGUAGCUUCGGCGCGUGCCCUUUGGGCCGAGGGCAGGCGGCGCCCGCGGGCUCUGGCUCAGACUCGCGGCGGCAUGCGGCGGCUCGACUAGGCCCUCGCUAGGGAUGAGUCAUGUGCGGGUCCUGCUUGCGUGGUGUGCCCUCAGCAGCUGCUUGGCGUCGAUCGGCGCCAUCGACUUUUGGACCCUGGAUGACGAUUACAACAAAAAUCUUCCACCUGGCAAAAACAUGGUGGUGUCCGUCUCGCUGUUCAUCAACCGGGUCUCCUCCGUCGACGAGAACAAAGAGGAAAUUGCCAUCGACGUGUUUCUGCAAGUGUACUGGGAGGACCCCCGCGUGCACCUGGUGGCCAACAGGGACCACGUGGAGCUGACCUGGGCGCAGCGACACUCCUUCUGGGUGCCUGACCUCUACAUCAGGCAGCUCAGGGACAUGCGGCUGAUGCAGGUGUUUCAGGAGAUGGCCUCCGUGCGCCUCUACGCCAACUCCACCUUCAGGGUCUCCAUAGGGGCCACUGUGAUCAUAAAAUGUGAUAUGGACUUUGACCUGUACCCUCUGGACAUCCAGCGGUGCGCCGUCGAUUUCAGCAGCUACAAGUACACCGUCGACGACAUGACCUUCAAGUGGCGGGACGACCCUGCGCUCAGCUUCCCUAGUGACUUUGGAGAUGGUUACCGACUGCCCAAAUAUGUGGUAUCUUUCAACGCCGAACAAGAGGAGCAGGUUAUCUUCUAUGGUGAAGGUAACCACUCUACGGCCCGACUUAUGAUCACCCUGAGCAGAGAGUUGCAGUCGUACCUGCUGGAAACUUACCUGCCCAGCUCACUGUUUGUGACAAUUUCUUGGGGCAGCUUUAUUGUCAACCCCGAGCUUGUUCCUGGCAGGAUGGUCCUCUUGGUGACUACCUUGCUCAGCUUGGUCACCAUGUUUGACACCGUUAGAAACAAUUCACCGAACGCCCUGGAGCUCAAGUGCAUUGAGGUUUGGCUGAUCUCUUGCAUUUUAUUUGUGUUUGUGGCGCUGCUCGAGUACUUUGUGGUGCUCUUUGCGAUGCGCUAUGACAAGCACUGGCGCCGAAACAAAGCGCAAAACAGCCUAGGAAUUGUGGCCAGCUUGGCGGCGAGAGCACGUCAGGCGCGUGGCUCCAUGUCUGCCGCCUCCGGGGGACCACCGGCGGUCCAGAUCAGCUCAGAACACGGAAGCCCCCGUAGAGACAGCAGUGCGAGAAUGCUGCCCACCAACAACCACUUCCACGCCACCUUAGCCACUCCUGAAGACGACACAGCUGAGUGCAGUUUAGACGAUGUCCACGUCAACUGCAUCAAUCGCAAGAGUCCGUCGGGGGACCGGCUGGCUGUGCUGCGGCGAGUUUUUCCCCGAGCCGCCAUGCCUCCGCUUGCCACCCCUGAGGUGCUGCAGCCGGACGAUGGCCUCGAGUUACAAGAAAGAGGCAUGGUUGACCACAGAGAAAGUGCAGUUUACACCUUCCGGGAGACAUCUCCUCAGCGACGGAGCUUCCUACUACCAAUGUCACCUCGUCAUUGGCCCUUUCUCUGCGGUUCCCAUGGCCAGAGACGCCGAGGAGCCACAAGUCCUCCUCCUGAGCAGCGAGACUCCCUGACGGACAAUGAGGCAGGCGGCUCAAUCAAAGAGAGAAGAAGUCGAGCCUUUGCCGAGUACUGCGUCUCGUUUUGCGGAUCGUCGCGCGGCACCCUCGAUCAGGGCUCUCUACUUCUUUUCCCGCUCGUCUUCAUCCUCUUCACCAUCGUCUACUGGGUGUCGUACAUGAGCGAGGCCGCCCACCGAGUGGCCAUCCACAGCUGAUUGGAUUUUCUAUUUGAAACAUGUAGUUUGCAAGCAGCUUUGAAUUUUUCUAUAUUCAACUUAAACGCUAUAGUCUCCGGAAUUUAGAGCUUUUGGCUGAAAUCUAGCCAAACCACUUGAUAUUAAUUACAAAAAGCUACAAAAUGCCUUCAAAGAAGCUUAUUCCGCUACUUGCUGCAUAUUGCACUCCAACGAUCCCAGUUUUAAAGGGUUGAGAAAAGAGGAGAAUUUUAAUUUUUAAAUAUUCAUACCCAGAUGUUUUUGCCUUAAAAUGUUCAUAAUUAUAUUGUGUAAUUUUCCCAAGAACCAAAGUUUUGCGCGACAAGUCUGGCCUCCACAUGAAAAGCGUACAAAUUUAGGAAAAGUGUGAGUCAGAGUUUUUCUCAACCCGCAUAUGAUGAUUGCAUUGUUAUAGCAGUAAUAACUGUAGUUUAUUGUAUUAUUAAAGAUAGUUAUAAGAGAGGAGUUGUAGAUUAUUCACGUAAAAUUGAAUGGCGGAUUCGCUUCACGUAAGAGUAAAGAACGAGGACCAAGGCAAAAUUGAGAAUACGGCAUUGCCUCUCAGUAUCAAAACUGUCUCGUUGAUUUAAAUCUCUCACAAAACACGUAAUAACCAAGUCUGAAAUCACCCAAGUGCCUGUUUACGGUCCAAAAUGGAAAACGUCUCUUUUGAUUCUAAAUUGCUUUCGCGCGCGCUCUCCUUUCUCCGUCCGACUCUGAAGUAAUGAAGUAAUGUCUAGUGUCUUUUGCACUCGCGCGUCGAGGAUGCAAAUAAUUGAGACGACAAGAGCACUUCACUCACUUACUCUCUCUUUACGUGAAAGAGAGAGAGAAAGAGUGAGAAAAAUACUACAUAAGCACGCAGCUUUUCAGCUUCAAUCUUGCACUGAGAGGAAAGUGGUGAAUUUGACUGCUAUCCUUUUUUUCUCACUCCAUAAAAAAGCUUUUUAUAAAAAAAAGAAAUAUAUUCGUUAGAACGUAGCAUUUUCAAUUUACACAGAGACACGUUGGCGCACACCAACCAUACAUUUAAAAAUAUAAAUAAUAUAAAUCGCAGGAGUGCUCUCCUCUGACGAUGGAUUUUGUUUCAUUCGCAGAGGAAGAGUUUCCUGGCAGAAUGCUGGAUCGAGCUUUAUUAAAAUAAUAAAUUAAAUUUAAGGCUUCUUACCAACAAUGGAAAUUAUCAAUGCGUCUAGCAAUAAAAAGCAUUAACGACAUAGAAAUCCUCUAGCUUAAUGGAUAAGGACGAUUUUGUAUUGUAACCUCUACUUCAUUAAGGAAUAAAAUUUACAAGUUUGUUGCUAAUGCCAAGCAGCUAGG
Molecule: messenger RNA, 3154 nt
Organism: Neocloeon triangulifer
Lineage: Eukaryota; Metazoa; Arthropoda; Insecta; Ephemeroptera; Baetidae
Product: glycine receptor subunit alpha-4-like
Exons: 12
Coding region: 116-1834 (572 amino acids)
Biological process (GO): signal transduction; chloride transmembrane transport; regulation of membrane potential
Cellular component (GO): synapse; membrane; neuron projection
Molecular function (GO): transmembrane signaling receptor activity; chloride channel activity; extracellular ligand-gated monoatomic ion channel activity
Source: RefSeq, a predicted model, not a curated record